AUGUCCGAAAAGGGCAAAAUGAAUGGAGAGCAGUUCGGUGGAGCUGUCAGACUGCGAGAAGAACACGAAAAGGUGGUGAAAGACUGUGAAAGUCGCAUUGACCACUGGAAAAAAGUUUCUGGUGACUAUGAGGCUCUGAAUGACCGACUCAAAACUCUUCCAGACAAACUAGCCUAUGACAUCAUGGUGCCAUUCGGACCUUUAGCUUUCAUGCCGGGGAAACUGGUCCACACUAACGAGGUCACUGUGCUGCUCGGUGACAACUGGUUUGCUAAAUGCUCUGCAAAACAAGCGCAGAAGAUUGUCGAUCACCGGAUGAAACAUGUGAAGCAUGAACUCGAUGAACUAACAAAGACAGUGAAGAACUUUGAAGCCAGAGUCGGCUUUGCAAAGGAUUUGGAAACAAUGGCACUGAAUAAACGUGACUAUGUCGACAUCAGAGAAGACUUUGGGAAUAAUGAGGAAGGUGUUCAUAAAGGAAAACGCAGGAUAGCGCUUAAGCCUAAAUCUAAGCCUAAGUUGGGCCCAGUAAUAGAUCUGAAAGAGGAAGAUGAGGAGGAUGAAGGUGAGGCUCAUAAGAGUGUCCUGUCGGAGCAGGAGCUCUGGGCUCGGCUCGAUGAACUUGAGAAACUGGAGCAGUUGCAGGAUGAACAAGACAGAUUGUCGGACACCGCUGACACCAAUGGUGAAGACACAUCCUCGUCUUCCUCAGAGGAAGAGAAAGAUGGAGAUCCUGCUGCUUCUGUGAAUGCCCAGAGUCUGAAGCCCAGCUGGACGACGGAGCCUCCCAGAGAAGAACCAUCCUGCAAAGACACAAAAGAUGAUGAUGAAGAGGAGGAAGUCCACAGUUUGCCAACUAUCGCUUUCUCUCACACUGUUGAACCCAAAAAGGUAAGAAUAAAUACGGGGAAAAACACAACACUGAAGUACAGCGAACGUAAAGAACAAAAGGAUCAUUCAAAGAAGAAGAAAAAGAACGGACACAGUAACGGACACCUCCAUCCUGAGCAUUACAAGAUCACCACACCGGCCGACCUCUACAGGCUGUUUGUGGACGUGAAGAACGGCGAGCCUGUCCCCAGGAAGUCCAUCCUGAAGUCCCGCAGCCGAGAGAACAGCGUGUGCAGCGACACCAGCGAAAGCAGCGCCGCCGACUUCGAGGAGCGGAGGAUGAUGUCGCGCAGCUUCAGCCACGACGACAACACCACCCACAGCGACACCAGCGACGGCGUCACGGAGGAGGACAGCCCCGCCGCCGCACCAGCACACCAAGCCAGCCGCUUCGAGGCAUUUUCAGCCACAGUCAUCGAGAAGGACCCCAUGCCUACGACCGUGCCCCACCUGACCAUCGCUCACCCCGCUCUGCCCACCAUCCUGGAGAGGAAACAGGAGGAGGUGGGUCUGGAAACCUCCUCUACAGACUGUACGGCCCUCCCACCACCGCCGCCGCCACCGCAGCCACCGCAGCCCGCCGUCAAGAAGCUCUCCAAGUUCAAAGCUGCCCGGCUCCAACAAAUGUGA
Molecule: messenger RNA, 1521 nt
Organism: Knipowitschia caucasica
Lineage: Eukaryota; Metazoa; Chordata; Actinopteri; Gobiiformes; Gobiidae
Source: the annotation of a GenBank genome assembly